UUUUUCGAUACCCAUUUCCUCUUGUCCACUCCUACUCUAUUCAGUAUUCACACUCUCUCCAGCUCAUCACUUUCUCUCCACCGCCAUUUCCCUCGCCGGAAAACCUCCAUUUUCCGACGAAAUCCCUAAUUAUCUUAUGCUGCAAAACCCUAAUAAUUCCCCUCACAACUCAAAUUAACCUAAAAAUGUCGAUAUACGAUGCCGCAUUUGUAAACUCAGAGUUAUCAAAACCCACUUCAAUCUUCGGUCUUCGUUUAUGGGUUGUCAUCGGAAUCUUUGUAGGGUCCACAAUCGUACUCCUACUCUUCCUUCUAUCUCUAUGCUUGACUUCUCGCAAGUCCCACAAAAAUAAGCUCAGUAACGGGAAUAAUGCUGUACCUGCUGACGUCACUCCUCCGAUCUCUAAGGAAAUUCAAGAGAUAAUCCCUGCCGUUCAUCAUCAUCGUCAGAUCAAUGGUCCUCCUGAGAUCCAGAUCGAUAUCGGAAAACCUGAACAUCGUGUUGUGUUUUCUGAUAAGGCUCCGUCAAGUGGGGAAAGUUUGAGGUCUAAUAAUGUUUACAAUUAUGGUAGUGAUAAUAAUCAUCAUAGUAGUAAUAAUAAUAGUGGUAGUUAUCAUCAUCAUAAUCAUAAUACGACGUCGUAUGGUGGUCCUGAAGUUUCCCAUUUAGGAUGGGGGAGGUGGUAUACUUUGAGAGAACUUGAAUUGGCUACAAAUUGUUUGGCGGAUGAGAAUGUGAUUGGUGAAGGUGGAUAUGGAAUUGUUUAUCAUGGAGUUUUGCAGGAUAAUACUCAAGUUGCUGUGAAGAAUUUGUUGAAUAACAGGGGUCAAGCUGAGAAGGAAUUUAAAGUGGAAGUUGAAGUUAUCGGACGUGUUAGACAUAAGAAUCUUGUUAGGUUGCUUGGGUACUGUGUCGAGGGGGCUUACAGGAUGCUUGUGUACGAAUAUGUUGACAACGGAAAUUUGGAUCAAUGGCUUCAUGGUGACGUCGGUGAAGUAAGCCCGCUCACAUGGGAAAUCCGUAUGAAUAUCAUUUUGGGAACAGCCAAAGGGUUGGCGUAUCUUCAUGAGGGUCUUGAACCUAAGGUUGUACAUAGAGAUAUCAAGUCUAGCAACAUACUUCUUGAUCGGCAAUGGAACUCUAAAGUUUCCGAUUUCGGCCUCGCCAAGUUGCUAGGUUCCGAGAUGAGUUAUGUAACAACUCGUGUCAUGGGAACUUUUGGAUAUGUAGCUCCAGAAUAUGCUUGUACUGGUAUGUUGACCGAGAAGAGUGAUGUCUUUAGCUUUGGAAUACUUAUUAUGGAGAUAAUUUCAGGGAGAAACCCUGUUGACUACAACCGUCCACCCGGAGAGGUGAAUUUGGUAGACUGGUUGAAGACGAUGGUGGGAAGUAGAAGAUCAGAGGAAGUAGUUGAUCCUAAACUUCCGGAGAUGCCGUCUUCUAAAGCAUUGAAACGUAUUCUUUUGGUUGCUCUCAAAUGUGUUGACCCCGAUUCGCAGAAGAGACCGAAAAUGGGGCAUGUUAUCCAUAUGCUUGAGGCUGAUGAUCUGCUCAUCCGUGACGAUCGUAGAGUCGGGAGGGAAUCUUCGACUUCUAGUCACGACUAUCCACAAGAGAAGCCGAUUGCAAUAAAACCGAAUGCUAAGCAUUUGCGGGAAGCCAGUACAGAUAAAAGCGAGGGUGAAACAAGUAGAGAUAAUCGCCUUCACCAAUCAAACAGACGAAGCUAAUUCAUAAAUGGGUACCGUCUGCCUUCAUUUUUACACUCGAAUUCUAGAAGUUCAGUUUAUCCAUUGAUUAUAUGCCCUCAUUUUUCCUCACCUUGUAACAUUAUUUCUCUAUACAAGUAAUAUAUUUUCGUCCACUAUAUUCCUUUUUAUUCAUUCAAUUUUCUCCCUUUUCAAGUAAAUUUUGCCUUAUACUUAGGAACCAUUUGUAAAGUGAGACAUUUUCUUUUUCGGAUAAAAUUAAAUUUAUUUUCAAAGAAAUUCAUUGCUUCCUAGUUUAUACCCCAUUGUAAAAUAAUUCGCCAGCUAAUGCACUUUAAGUUCGCUAUUCGUUCAAAAUGACCCAAAAUCGACCAUAAUUUGCUUUUUCGAUUUGCGAUUCGGGAUGAGAUUAUGUGAGUUUGCUUUGCUACCAAGAUUCAAUCGUAAAUAACCUCGUUGUUAUCACUAACAAGGGUAUCCCACCUGAUGACAUUGGGGUAAUGAAAUAGAAUGAUGAUUCAGGAGGAGAUCAUCAAAUCAUGCGACAUUGUUUAUAUCGUAUUUGGUUCACAUCACAUUUAAAUGCAUUAACUAAAUCUAAUUAGAGAAAAGUCAUGGUCACCAUGAUCAAAGCCUUGAUCUAUGAGUUUGUCAUUUUUAUGUAUCACCCUUGUAAAUCAACAUCACUUGUUUGCUCCAAAUGCUUGAUGGCUUACUAUGGCCAUAGUUUGUGGACCCACAAACCAGCUAACAUUGUGAUGUUGCCUUAACACACACACAAAGUCUUGCCUUUUCCCAUAUUGUGGGCACUCCUUAGCCAAAACUGAACAUUCUAAAGAACUAUUUAUGUGGCCAAUGCUUUCGAACAUCGCAGUCGAUGCCAGAACAUGAUCUGUCCAGGGACCAGAUUAAAUUAUUUCGAUUUUUCCGCCAGCGCCAUCAUCUUGAAGAAUUUGACAUCAAAGGUAUGCUUGCUAACUGGCAUUGGCAGUUUCUGGGUAAUGUUUGUCUUUUGUCUUUCAUCUUAUGAUGUUUUGUUAUAAUGCAUCCAUUCCUAUCCUUUUAGCAUGUACUCAUUAGGCAGCUUAUAGAGUUGUAGCUUCAUUUAACCGAGAAAUCGGGUAACAAGAUACAUGAACGUUACCGAUAGGGAUACGUCCUAUGUCCAUAUGAAAUUACACCGAUAUGAAAUUUAUUUUUUCUCUUCGUCUCAACCAUCAUCUUCUAUGCACUUGUAUGUUGUCCAAUUCUGCAACUAUGAAUUAUUAUUACCACUUCAAAGCCGGCCCUAGGGAGGCAAGAUGGACCUGCGCCCGGGCCCAUCCCAAAAAAACUAUAAUAAGCCUAAACCAAAUUCAUUUUUUUCAAUUUUUGGUACUCCUAUUCUUACAGUUUUACAUAAUAAUUAGGGGUCCACAAUUGUUAUCUUGUCUUGGGCCUCAUAAAACUCAAGAUUGACCUCAUCACUUCAAACAAGGGGUGUAGUUUCAUGAAGAUAGGGACAGUAUUUCUUUGUGUUUUAUAGAAAUUCGUUUUCAUCUUAAUAUUUUCUUAUUUCAUAUCUUUCGUGUAUUUAUUUUUUAUCUUAUUUUUCUGUUAUGCUAUCCGAAAAGUUUAGAAAACAACCUUAAUGUGGGUAGCAAAUAGCAAUAUCAAGGAUACCUACUACAACGGGAAUAGUACGGAUGUUCAUUCAAGAUAUUAUAAUGACUUUAAUAAGUUUUCCCUUAGGUUAAGGAAAUGAAAAAGCUCCCACAUCCUAAUCCAAUCUGAUUUAAAAUGAGUGAGAAUUUUUUGAGAUUGCUAGUGAUAGUGAUAUUUUUCUUCGCUUUCAUCUAUUUUUCAUUAUUUAGUUGAAAAACUCCCGCAUUCUAAAAUUCUAAUCCAAUAUGAUUGAAAAUGUGUGGGACUGAAAAGUAGUAUUGUCUUUUUGAGAUUACUACUAUCAUUGACAUUUCCCCUCAUUUUAACUCAUUUUGCAUUAUUUAGUAGAAAAAGCUCUCGCAUCGUAAUCCAACGUGAUUCAAAAUGAGUGGGACUAGAGAGUAACAGUGUCCCUUUGAAGUUGCUACUGACUGUGACAUUUCCUCUCACGAUAUGUUAUUUUAUUCAGCUAUUCUUGUGAGAGACCGUCUCUUAUAGAGAUGACUUCGAAACAAGAAGCCCAUAUUUUUAUUUUCUCUUUAAUUUGUAUAAAUUAAGCUAUUUAACCUGUAUAUCUAAUAUGUCUUUUGGAGAGACCGUCUUUCAUAUUUUAUUAUAGUAGCAUGUGGUUGCCUUAAUUAGAAUGCAGUGUAUACACACAUUUGUAUUUGUUUGCAUUUGGCAUUGACAAUUCAAAAGCAUGUGAAUGGUAUUAAUGGAUAGUAAUUAUAAUUUGAA
Molecule: messenger RNA, 4091 nt
Organism: Amaranthus tricolor (Joseph's coat)
Lineage: Eukaryota; Viridiplantae; Streptophyta; Magnoliopsida; Caryophyllales; Amaranthaceae
Product: probable serine/threonine-protein kinase At1g01540
Exons: 7
Coding region: 186-1730 (514 amino acids)
Biological process (GO): protein phosphorylation
Molecular function (GO): protein kinase activity; ATP binding
Source: RefSeq, a predicted model, not a curated record